AUGACUCACAUUAGUGUCCUUGAGGUAUGUUACGACGACCUUGGCUGCUUCUCCAAUACUCCGCCUUUCUUUAGUGUACAGCGCCCCCUGUCGCUCCUGCCACAAAGUCCAACGGACGUGGGUACAUCUUUCGGACUCUUCACCAGAGAUAACUCGACAGCAGGGGAGAGACAGACACUGCAGGCCGGAAGGGACGAUCUUCUGGAAAAUUCCACCUUUGACGGAGGGAGAAAGACGAAAAUCAUCAUACACGGAUUUCGGAAUGAUGGGAACAAAGCGUGGAUCUACAACUUGACAGACGAACUUCUGAAGGAGGGCGACUAUAACGUGAUCGUUGUCGACUGGAAGAACGGAGCCACCCCUCCAUACACACAGGCGGCCGCUAACACACGGGUCGUGGCCGCCGAGACGGAGAGACUCAUCCGCUACCUCAACAACAGGACCGGGGCGGACUGGACACAGAUGCACAUAAUCGGACACAGUCUGGGCGCCCAUACCGCGGGGUACGUGGGGCAUGGACUGGGCAGUCUCGGUAGGAUCUCAGGUUUGGAUCCCGCGGAGCCUUACUUUGAGCACACGGACCCGCUGGUGAGGAUAGACCCUGGUGAUGCAACGUUCGUGGACAUCAUCCACACUGACGGCUCCAGUAUUCUCACGCUAGGCUUCGGGCUUGACCAGCCGGUGGGCGACGUCGACUUUUACCCAGAAGGCGGUGCGCGACAGCCCGGAUGUGGCACGGGGAGUAUCACCUCCAAUAUUGACAUUGGAGUCAUCACAGACGCGGCUAAGAACGCCUUAAGCUGCAGCCACUCCAGAGCCAUUGAACUGUUUACUGAGUCCAUCAACUCCCAGUGUCAGUUCACGGCCUACCCCUGCUCAAGUUGGGAUGAGUACGCGGCGGGAGAAUGUAGUGAUUGCGGUGGCAGCUGUUCUGUGAUGGGUUUCCACGCGGACAAACAUGGCGGCAGGGGAUCCCUGUACCUCAACACCAACGACAGAGACCCAUUCUGUUGGAAGAAAUAA
Molecule: messenger RNA, 1023 nt
Organism: Branchiostoma floridae (Florida lancelet)
Lineage: Eukaryota; Metazoa; Chordata; Leptocardii; Amphioxiformes; Branchiostomatidae
Product: pancreatic triacylglycerol lipase-like
Exons: 9
Coding region: 1-1023 (340 amino acids)
Biological process (GO): lipid metabolic process
Molecular function (GO): triacylglycerol lipase activity
Source: RefSeq, a predicted model, not a curated record